ACCAAUAACGUUCAGACACGACGUAAUUCUGUGUAGAUAUUUCGACGGGUCUGAUCGUAUAAUCUGCGAGUUGUAAGUUAGACUGGUACGAGAGAGCACGUAGUGAUUUGGGUGUGAGUUAAGUGUAAGAAGUGUGACGUUACAUCGGGAACUAAUACAAAAUAUUUUUGUUCUUCAACAAUUCACGUGAAACCGUCGUCAUGCGAUUAGGAAUUUUAUUGGGAGUGAUUUGCCUGCUCGGGUCAGGUAUCUGUGCAAAGGAUGAAAAGAAUAAGGAUGUUGGAACUGUAAUAGGAAUUGACUUGGGAACGACAUACUCUUGUGUUGGUGUCUAUAAGAAUGGUCGUGUGGAAAUUAUUGCAAAUGAUCAGGGAAAUAGAAUUACUCCUUCAUAUGUGGCAUUCACACCUGAAGGUGAGAGGUUGAUUGGAGAUGCUGCCAAAAACCAACUUACAGCAAAUCCAGAAAACACUGUGUUUGAUGCCAAACGUCUUAUUGGCAGAGACUGGUCAGAUGUCACAGUUCAGCAUGACAUUAAAUUCUUCCCUUUUAAGGUGAAAGAAAAGAACAGCAAACCUCACAUUGAAGUUUCCACAUCUCAAGGAGAAAAAAUGUUUGCCCCAGAAGAAAUCUCUGCCAUGGUUCUUGGUAAAAUGAAAGAAACAGCAGAAGCCUAUUUGGGAAAGAAGGUAACUCAUGCUGUGGUGACAGUACCUGCUUAUUUCAAUGAUGCUCAGCGACAAGCAACUAAGGAUGCUGGUACAAUCUCUGGACUUGUAGUUAUGAGAAUCAUUAAUGAACCAACGGCUGCAGCCAUUGCUUAUGGUUUGGACAAGAGGGAAGGCGAAAAGAAUGUUCUGGUGUUUGAUUUGGGUGGUGGCACAUUUGAUGUCUCUCUUCUUACCAUAGAUAAUGGAGUAUUUGAGGUGGUGUCUACAAAUGGAGAUACACAUCUUGGUGGUGAGGACUUUGAUCAGCGUGUGAUGGAUCACUUCAUAAAGUUGUACAAGAAAAAGAAGGGCAAAGACAUUCGUAAGGACAACCGUGCUGUUCAGAAGUUGCGUCGUGAAGUAGAGAAAGCAAAGAGAGCGCUCUCUGCCAGCCAUCAGGUCCGAAUUGAAAUCGAAAGCUUCUUUGAGGGAGAUGACUUCUCAGAAACUUUGACCAGGGCCAAAUUUGAGGAAUUGAACAUGGACUUGUUCCGUUCAACGAUGAAGCCAGUCCAGAAAGUGUUGGAUGAUGCUGACAUGAAUAAGAAAGAUGUUGAUGAAAUUGUACUCGUUGGUGGCAGCACACGUAUCCCUAAAGUGCAGCAACUUGUCAAGGAAUUCUUUGGUGGAAAGGAACCAUCCAGAGGAAUAAACCCUGAUGAAGCUGUUGCUUAUGGAGCAGCUGUUCAGGCUGGUGUACUGUCUGGGGAGCAGGAUACCGAUGCCAUCGUCUUGUUGGAUGUCAAUCCUUUGACUAUGGGUAUUGAGACUGUUGGUGGUGUCAUGACAAAGUUGAUUCCACGAAACACUGUUAUUCCAACAAAGAAAUCCCAGAUCUUUUCAACAGCUUCUGAUAAUCAACACACUGUUACAAUUCAGGUUUAUGAAGGUGAGCGACCCAUGACAAAGGAUAAUCAUUUGCUUGGAAAGUUUGACUUGACAGGAAUUCCUCCUGCACCCCGAGGUGUGCCUCAGAUUGAAGUUACCUUUGAAAUCGAUGCCAAUGGUAUCCUACAGGUUUCUGCUGAGGAUAAAGGUACAGGUAACAGGGAGAAAAUUGUUAUCACCAAUGACCAGAAUCGUCUUACUCCCGAUGAUAUUGAACGGAUGAUCAAGGAUGCCGAGAAGUUUGCUGAUGAUGAUAAGAAGCUAAAAGAGCGUGUUGAAGCCCGUAAUGAACUUGAGUCAUAUGCUUAUUCCCUUAAGAACCAGUUGGCAGACAAGGAGAAACUUGGUGCAAAGGUGAGUGAUUCUGACAAGACAAAGAUGGAAGAGGCCAUUGAUGAAAAGAUAAAGUGGCUGGAAGAGAACCAGGAUGUGGACACAGAAGAUUACAAAACACAGAAGAAAGAACUAGAGGACGUUGUUCAACCAAUUAUUGCCAAACUGUACCAGGGUGCAGGAGGGGCACCUCCACCAAGUAGUGCAGAUGAUGAUGAGCUAAAGGAUGAACUUUGAGAGUUAUAAAACUAAACUGAACAGAAAAACAAAUAGUGAUGUACAGUGAACCUUUUUAAGAGGCUGUGCAAAGUGGACAUGUCUCAACCCUUUGCUGGGUAUAGAGGAGAACCCUGCCUAUGGAUAGGGCUUUAAUAUUCCACUGAAAAUUAAUAGUGAUACAAAAGGAACUUGGCAGCGCCUGUUGGUAUAAAAUAAGUCUGACCAAAUUAGAUAAGUCAUUUGGAAACAGUGAAGUUUGUAUGGUCUUUAUUUCGAGGUAAAAUUUAACUGGUACUGCUUGCAUUUAAAGAAAUCUUUUCUUAAAAGUAUUUUUACAUUACUUGCAUAUCUGUAGUAGGUUUUGAACAGCUGUUGCUGCUAGGUCAACUGUCAGAUUUGAAAUUGUGUAACUAGCAUGUUUGUGCUGUGUGAACUUUGUAUUGAGUUAGUUUGCAUGUCUCGUCCUUUCAAACCAUUGUUACUGAAUAGUUUCUUCAUGAGUUCACAAAUAUUUUGAGAAUGUAAGGGAUUCCCCUACAGUUACACUGUACACAUGUAGAAUCUCGUUACACUGAAGUGACACUUAUUUACCAGCAAUUUUCAAACAGUAUACUUACUCCAGUCUGCAAGUGUAGCCCCCCUUAUUUCUUUGCAGACUCAUUUUUUGGAAUGAUGUGUACAGAAAAACACUGCCAUACAAUACAAAAUGUCCAAUUAAUUUUUGUAAUUAUGCCUGAAGUCUUCAGUGCUGUGUUCGUUUAACCAAGCAUGAACACUGUUGUAUUUUAUUGCUGUCCGCAUCCCUUACAGUAUGCUCAUGUGUAGACUGCGAAAUUCAUAUACAUACCACAGCAAAAACAUACUAUAGGAGAUAAUGAAAACAGUACUGCCCAGCAUGGAUAAUGAAGUAAAGAAUACGUGUUGGUUGGGGAGAGAAACAAUUUCUUAUUGACCUGCCAAAAUAAUAAAUACCUACAGUAUAAAUUAUGCAUAUGUGUGAUUUGCUGGAGGUGAUAAAAUUUUAUGGUGACUUUGAUAUUCUACCAGUAGCAAUUUGUAGGAAGAUUUUUGGAUCAAGUACAGAUCAGAUUUCAAAAUACACUGUCCUCUUCAAGAGUGAUGUAUUUGUUAAGGUCUUGCUGAGAGGUUAUAGGAAACUGGCAGCAAACUGUGAAUUUUCAAUUACUAUUCAUAAAGGACAGGAAGAGUGUUUCACUAUUAUAUUGUACUUAAAAGAAUUUUCCUGAAGUAAUUUUGUGUAUUGUUUACUACCUUCAGGACUUUUAUAGUGCAUUAUAAUCUAACAAAAGAUUGACAUUAAUGGAAUGUGUUAGUAAUUUACUAACACCAUGGUAGUAAACCUGAAAUGUCAGUUUUUGAAGUUGAAUUGGGUUUUGGAAGUAAACUUUGCAGGGUUAUUGUAUCCAAGGGUGACUUGUGUCCAUGAUAUUUGCUGACUGAAUGUAAAAUGCAUAUAAUAUCCACAGAUGGUUUAAAAUUGUAUUAUAGUGUAUUUUGUGUUAUACGUCCAGGCUGUUUCUGAAUUUCUUUUGGUUGUUUGCUGUUUAUUUAUUCUCUUUCUGUGACCUGUUGCAUUAACAUGUUAUAUUGGGUAGUCUUAUGUACUUUUGCCUGAUAAAACCAUGUUUGCCACAAGAAUGACUGAGUAGGUGUACAAAAUAUGUGUGGAUAUGUUAUUGAAUUAAAUGUUCAUUUUCCAGAA
Zootermopsis nevadensis is the source of this 3873-nucleotide messenger RNA. RefSeq names its product heat shock protein 70 cognate 3 (gene Hsc70-3). Gene Ontology annotation, molecular function: ATP-dependent protein folding chaperone; ATP binding. Lineage: Eukaryota; Metazoa; Arthropoda; Insecta; Blattodea; Termopsidae. The record is from RefSeq and is a predicted model, not a curated record.